AAUCCUUCACUCAUUUAGACAUGUCUCCAGAUAGAGAUUCCACCCUAUUGGCUUCUUACAAUCUCCAAAAACCCUCAAGAUUGUCCAUGGAUACCCUCCAAAGAACGAUAUCCGAUAUCUCCUUCGAACUCAGCAAAGAAGUCGAUUCCGUAGCUGAUCACUUGAUGCUUCCCACCAUCUCAGAAGUCGAAGAUGCGAAAUGCGAGUGUUGUGGGAUGUUCGAAGAGUGUACACCAGAGUACAUUGCUCGAGUUCGCGAAAAGUUUCUGGGAAAGUUGAUUUGCGGGUUGUGUUCGGAGGCUGUGAAGGAGGAGAUGGAGAAAAGUGGAGGAAAGAUAGAGGAUGCAUUGAGGGAACACACUAGGGUUUGUGUUAGAUUUAAUCGGUUCGAUAGAACGAAUCCAGUUUUGUUCCAAGCUGCUGCGAUGAAGGAGAUGCUGAAAAAGAGUUCGAGAUUGGAUGGAAAUCGGGCCAAAUCUCUUAGCCCUAGGGAUCAAAAAAGAGGUAACGGUAAUGUAAACAAUAAGGGUGGUCUUACUAGGAGUUCUAGUUGCAUACCUUCCAUUACUAGGGAGAUGAGUGAGAGAAAAGCUGUCAACUGAUCCAUCCAGACGUUUCCGAAUAGAUUUCAUAGCCAAAAACUUAACCCCUUUUAUUGUAUAGUAUAAGUUUGUUUGAUCUUUAGAUGGCAAGUGAAAAAAUAACGUUUCUUCUUCGAUCGGCCAACGGUCCAUAGCCUUGUUGCGCACGGAAGGAAGAAAUCAAACACGAGAUGUAAAAAAGUGAGAACCUAGCUAGAUCUGUGCUCGUUUUCGGUGUUUUUAUGUU
Molecule: messenger RNA, 828 nt
Organism: Cynara cardunculus var. scolymus (artichoke)
Lineage: Eukaryota; Viridiplantae; Streptophyta; Magnoliopsida; Asterales; Asteraceae
Exons: 1
Coding region: 21-602 (193 amino acids)
Source: RefSeq, a predicted model, not a curated record